CGGAGGAGCGCGCGCGCGCCCCCUCCCUCCCCCUCCCUCCCCCCUCCCCCCAAUUUCCACCGCGGCCAAUUCAUGGACAGGAACUACCCCAGCGCCGGCUUCGGGGACCCGCUCGGCGCCGGGGCGGGUUGGAGUUACGAAAGGUCAGCGAAAGCUAGCUUGGUCUAUGGCAGCUCCAGGACAUCGCACCCCGAGACGGACAUCUUGCACCGCCAGGCCUACGCGGCCCCCCACCCACUGCAAAGCUAUGCCACCAACCACCACCCGGCAGGCCUCUCCGGGCUCUUCGACGCUGGCCUCCACCAUGCGGGCUCGGCAGGGCCCGACGCCUCCGUCAUGAACCUCAUCUCAGCCCUGGAGUCCCGGGGCCCACAGCCUGGCCCCUCUGCCUCCUCUCUCCUCUCCCAGUUCCGCAGUCCCUCCUGGCAGACAGCUAUGCACACGCCAGGCCCCACGGAGCUGUUCAUCUCGGGCGCCCUUCCAGGUUCCAGCACCUUCCCGUCCUCCUCGGCCCUGUCGGCUUACCAGCACCCGGCAUCCUUUGGUAGCCGCCCUUUCCCGGUGCCGUCAUCCCUCAGCUUACAGGACCCUCCUUUCAGUCCCCCCGCCAAUGGGCUCCUAUCCCCUCACGACGUGCUGCACCUCAAGCCUUCCCAGGCGCCCACCGUGCCCUCCUCUUUGGGCUUUGAGCGCCUGGCAGGGAGUGGUGUCCUGGGGCCUGCUGGGCUUGGUCCAGCACAGACACCUCCUUACCGCCCUGGCCCCCCAGACCCACCUCCACCUCCCCGCCAUCUCCCGACUCAGUUUAACCUGCUGGCUUCCUCCUCCGCCGCUGCGGCUGCUGCAGCUGAGCAGUCCUCCCCCCAGCUCUACAAUUUCUCAGGGGCUGCCCCGGGUCCCCCGCCGCCGGAGCGGGCCCUGCCCCGCCAGGAUACGGUCAUCAAGCACUACCAACGGCCUGCCAGCGCCCAGCCCCCGCCGCCCCCCGCCCACGCCCUGCAGCACUACCUGAGCUGUGGCGGCAGCUACCCCUCCAUGGGCCACCGAGCCAACCUGGCCUGUAGCCCCCUGGGUGGGGGAGAGCCCUCCCCGGGCGCUGGCGAACCCAGCAAGGCCGGACCCACCGGAGCUACCACCGGGGCUUCUGGCCGAGCCACCGGUCCUGAUGCGGCUGGCGGAGGUGGGGCGGGAGGCGGUGGGGGCGGCUACCGCCCUAUCAUUCAGUCUCCUGGUUACAAGACCGGCAAAGGUGGUUAUGGAGCAGCGGCAGGAGGCGCCGCCAGACCCCCGCCACCUCGCUCUACCGCCACGCCCAAAUGCCAGAGCCUGGGUGGACCAGCAGCCGCCUAUGCCCCGGGCAAGGCUUCUGGGGCUGGUGGAGCUGGGGGCCAGGCCUAUUCCCCCGGCCAGCCUCAGGGGCUGCUGGGACCCCAGGCCUAUGGGCAGGGUUUUGGAGGUGGGCAAGCACAGGACUUGAGCAAAGGCCCUGGCUACUCAGGGGGUCCGCCACAGCCUCCCAGCGGCCCUCCGCCCCCUGGACUAGCCACUUGUCAGAGCUAUUCCCCAGACCAGCUGCAGGGGCAGCUGUACGGGGUACAGGGAGAGCCGUACCCCGGACCAGCUGCACACUCUCAGGGGCUACCCACGGCGAGCCCCUCGCUCAGCUACAGCACUGGCCAUUCCCCUGCGCUCUCAGGCCACGGGGGUGGCUGGGGACCCAGCUCCCUGGGCGGUGGUGAUGAGGCCAGCCCAUCCCACAUUAUCCGCCCGCUCCAGUCCCCACCUGCCACUGGCCGCCCACCUGGAGUUGGCUCCCCUGGAGCCCCGGGCAAAUACCUGAGUUCUGUCUUGGCCUCAGCCCCGUUCCUAGCGCCCCCAGGGGCCGGCAGCUAUGCCACCGGAGCAGGAGGCUACAAGGGCAAAGGUGAUGGCUCAGAGCUGCUGGCGGGCCCUGGUGGGCCACCCGCUGAGCGCACAGAGGACGAGGAAUUCCUCAUCCAGCAUCUUCUACAGGCUCCCAGCCCACCUCGGACCUCGGGGGCCGAUGGCCUGGUGGGCGAGGACGGGUCGGCAGAUGCCUCCAAGGGACUUGGGGGGAGUGGUGGGGCCAGGGGGCCGCCAGGCACGCCCUAUGAGUUGGCUAAGGAAGACCCGCAGAGGUACCACCUGCAGAGUGUCAUUCGCACCAGUGCCAGCCUGGACGAGGGCGCCACCGCUGCCCUGGAGCUGGGCCUGGGAAGGCUGAAAGAGGAGAAGAAAGGUCCUGAGCGGGGCGGCGAGACCCCCGAGGGGCUGGCCACCUCGGUAGUCCACUACGGAGCUGGUGCCAAGGAGCUGGGGGCAUUUUUGCAGAAGAGCCCACCACCACCACCACCCUCAGCUCAGCCCACGCAGCCCACCCCGCAUGGCCUCCUCCUGGAGGCCGGGGGUCCCAAUCUCCCUCUGGUGCUCCCGCCACCUCCCCCACAGCUGCUCCCCUCUGUCCUCAGCCAUGCCCCUAGCCCCUCCUCCAGCGCCCCCAAGGUCGGUGUCCACCUCCUUGAGCCAGCCACCCGAGACGGGGCACCCCAGCCACCACCACCUCCACCACCCCCACCCCCGCCACCCAUGCCCCUCCAGCUGGAAGCCCACCUGCGCAGCCACGGCCUGGAGCCUGCCGCCCCCAGCCCUCGCCUGCGACCAGAUGAGAGCUUGGAGCCGCCAGGUGCCAUGCAGGACCUGCUAGGUGCCCUAGAGCCGCUGCCCCCAGGGCCUGGUGACACUGGUGUGGGCCCACCCACUUCAGAGGGCAAGGACCCAGCAGGCGCCUACAGGAGCCCAAGUCCUCAAGGCACCAAGGCGCCCCGCUUUGUGCCCCUCACCUCCAUCUGCUUCCCCGACUCGCUGCUCCAGGAUGAAGAACGCAGCUUCUUUCCCACCAUGGAGGAGAUGUUUGGGGGAGCGGCAGCAGAUGACUAUGGCAAAGCAGGGCCACCUGAGGAUGAGGGAGACCCCAAGGCGGGUGCUGGGCCUCCUCCAGGUCCCCCCACCUAUGACCCAUACGGGCCCUACUGCCCGGGUAGGGGAGCUGGAACCGGGGCUGAGACUCCAGGCUUGGGCCUGGACCCCAACAAGCCCCCGGAGCUGCCCUCCACGGUCAAUGCCGAGCCCCUGGGCCUCAUACAGAGUGGCCCCCACCAGGCGGCUCCACCGCAGCCCCCGCCACCUCCACCACCUCCUCCACCACCCCCACCAGCCUCGGAGCCCAAGGGUGGCCUCACCUCGCCCAUCUUCUGCUCGACUAAGCCAAAGAAGCUGCUCAAAACAUCCUCUUUCCACCUCCUACGCCGCCGUGACCCACCCUUCCAGACACCCAAGAAGCUGUAUGCCCAGGAGUACGAGUUUGAGGCAGAUGAGGACAAGGCUGACGUCCCAGCAGACAUCCGCCUCAAUCCCCGGCGCCUGCCCGACCUGGUGUCCAGCUGCCGCUCUCGGCCAGCCCUCUCGUCCCUGGGCGACAUUGACUUCUGCCCGCCCAACCCAGGCCCUGACGGCCCCCGGCGCCGAGGACGCAAGCCCACCAAGACCAAGCGCGAUGGUCCUCCCCGGCCACGCGGGAGACCCCGGAUCCGUCCCCUGGAGGUUCCCAUGGCCACCAGUGGCGCUGGGCCAGCUUCAGCCUCCACAGCCAGCGAAGGAGCCAAGAAGCCCCGGGGCCGGGGUCGGGGUCGGGGCAGGAAGGCUGAGGAGACGGGGGGUUCCCGGUUGGAGCCCUUGAAGCCACUGAAGAUCAAGCUAUCUGUGCCCAAGGCCGGCGAGGUGCUGGGAGCUACCUCGGGUGACACCAUCCCCGGCACUGACCACAACAGUCUGGACUCCAGCCUGACGCGGGAGAAGAUCGAAGCCAAGAUCAAGGAGGUGGAGGAAAAGCAGCCGGAGAUGAAGUCGGGUUUCAUGGCCUCCUUCCUGGACUUCCUCAAGUCAGGCAAGCGCCACCCGCCGCUCUACCAGACAGGCCUGACGCCCCCGCUCAGUCCCCCCAAGAGUGUGCCACCCUCGGUGCAAGCCCGAGGCCUGCAGCCCCAGCCGCCCACCGCCCCCCCUGCUGUGCCACACCCCCAGCCUACCAGCGCCUUCGGGCUUGGGGGCGCCCUGGAGGCAGCGGAGAAUGAGGGCCUGGGGCUGGGCUGCCCAUCGCCCUGCAAGCGACUGGAUGAGGAGCUGAAGCGCAACCUGGAGACACUGCCCUCCUUCUCCUCGGACGAGGAGGACUCUGUGGCCAAGAACCGGGACCUGCAGGAGAGCAUUUCCUCCGCCAUCUCAGCCCUGGACGAUCCCCCCCUUGCCGGACCCAAGGACACUGCUACCCCAGACGGGCCUCCCUUGGCCAAUGCAGCUGUGGUCCCGGGACCCCCGCCUCUUCCCGGGCUCCCGAAUGCCAACAGCAACGGCACGCCCGAGCCCCCGUUGCUGGAGGAGAAGCCGCCACCCUCCCCGCCUCCUGCGCCUCAGCCUCAGCCUCAGCCUCCUCCGCUGCCGCCACCCCCACCGCCAGCCCUACCCUCACCGCCACCCCUGGUGGCCCCCGCAGCCAGCUCGCCGCCUCCACCACCACCACCUCCACCGCCCCAGCCCCAGCUGCAGCCGCAGCCGCAACUCCAAGCACUGCCUCAACCGCAGCCACCACCAGCCAUGCCUGCGUCCCCGACCCCGCCGCCGCCGCCACCACCUCCACCACCACCACCUCCGGCGCCCCCAGCCCCACCUGCCGCCCCUCCCGAGGAGCCCCCUGCACCGUCCCCGGAAGACCCCGAACCACCCGACGCGCGGCCCCUGCACCUGGCCAAGAAGCAGGAGACUGCGGCCGUGUGCGGGGAGACGGACGAGGAGGCCGGCGAGAGCGGUGGCGAGGGCAUCUUCCGCGAGCGCGACGAGUUCGUCAUCAGGGCUGAAGACAUCCCAUCGCUCAAGCUGGCGCUCCAGACUGGACGUGAGCCCCCACCCAUCUGGCGCGUGCAGAAGGCCCUCCUGCAGAAGUUCACCCCGGAGAUCAAGGAUGGCCAGCGACAGUUUUGUGCCACCAGUAACUAUUUGGGAUACUUUGGGGAUGCAAAAAACCGGUACCAGCGUCUGUACGUCAAGUUCCUGGAAAACGUCAACAAGAAGGACUACGUGCGUGUCUGUUCCCGGAAACCAUGGCACCGGCCCCCCAUGCCAGUCAGACGCUCUGGGCAGGCCAAGGGCCCUGCACCUGCUGCCAGCAGCUCUGCCCCGCCCCCCAAAGCCCCAGCCCCACCCCCUAAGCCUGAAACUCCCGAGAAGGCCACGUCCACGUUGGAGAAGCCUCCGGAGCCAACGCCAGAGAUGGCUGUGCCUGAGCCCCCAGCUCCGGAGAAGCCGUCCCCACCACGGCCUGCGGACAAGGAGAAGGACAAGGAGAGGGUGACCCGCACUGAGCGGCCACUGAGGGGAGGCAGCAGUGGUGGCAGCGGCAGUGGUGGUGGUGGUGGUGGCCGGCAGGCGCGGCCUGAGCGGAGCCUCACCACAGCCCAGCCCGCCACUUCCCGCCUGCCCAAGGCUCGGCUGCCCAAGGUCAAGGCUGAACCACCCCCUAAGAAGAGGAAGAAGUGGCUGAAGGAGGUGGCGGGCAAUGCUGCAGCAGGUGGGGGCCCCGCAGGCAGCUCCUCGGACUCCGAGUCAUCCCCAGGAGCCCCCAGCGAAGACGAGCGGGCGGUCCCGGGGCGCCUGCUGAAGACACGGGCCAUGCGGGAGAUGUACCGGAGCUAUGUGGAGAUGCUGGUGAGCACGGCACUCGACCCAGACAUGAUCCAGGCCCUGGAGGACACACAUGAUGAGCUGUACCUGCCGCCCAUGCGGAAGAUCGAUGGCCUCCUGAAUGAGCACAAGAAAAAAGUCCUAAAGCGGCUGUCGCUGAGCCCAGCCCUGCAGGACGCCCUGCACACGUUCCCCCAGCUGCAGGUGGAGCAGAGCGCGGAGGGCUCCCCCGAGGAGGGCGCCGUGCGGCUGCGGCCAGCUGGGGAGCCCUACAACCGCAAGACGCUCAGCAAAGUCAAGAGGAGCGGCGUGCGCGCCCAGGAGUUCAAAGUGGAGCUGGAGAAGUCGGGAUAUUACACUCUCUACCAUUCACUCCACCACUACAAGUACCACACCUUCCUUCGCUGCCGCGACCAGACCUUGGCCAUCGAGGGCGGCGCCGAGGACCUGGGCCAGGAGGAGGUGGUGCAGCAGUGCAUGCGCAACCAGCCGUGGCUGGAGCAGCUCUUCGAUUCCUUCAGCGACUUGCUGGCUCAAGCACAGGCCCACAGCCGCUGCGGGUGACUGUCCCUCCCUGGGGCGCCCCCUCCAAGAACCGAGCACUGGGGCAGAGCUGCCUCCGCGGGAGCUGUCCCCUGGGCUCCAGGUGCUGGGGGUAGGGGGUCGUUGAUCAGGGUGUGUCCAGGCUGACCCCUAGGGCAGGGUUCAAAGUUCGACUCCCUGCUCUUCCAAGCCCCUCCCCCCACCAAGCCCUAGCCGCUCUUUCCCGUUUCCUCCCACUGUUCCGGUGUACAGAGAAAUUAUUUAUAUAUAUGUAUAAAUGUCUAUUUAGUAACGGUUCCCUCUGCCCCCACACCUCACCCCUCCCUGGCCCUGAUUGCCCACCCCUCCCCCGUGGCCACAGAGCCCCCUGUCCCCUCUGCCUUGUACAUAAUGUAUAGGAAAAGUCUAUGUAUGGUUGAGGGGGUGCGGGGCGGCUUCCCAGAGCUGGGGGGGUACGCCCCAAGCUCCCCCCACCCUCCUUACAGGCCAAGAUCUUUGCAAAAGGCCAUUCCCUUCCCCCUGGGCAUCCGGCGUCGGGCGGGAGGGGGAAACGCAUCUUGUUAAUUAUUUUUAAUCUUAUUUAUUGUACAGACCUGGGGCGGGGGUUGUGGGGACAAAGUGGGUGGAGGGUCCCCGCGCUCUCUGCCUCCUUCUCCCACUCCUUUUCUACGGCAGUCUGUCUGUGUCCGCUCUGUGCCCCCCCACACCCCUCCCCGGCUUCCUGUCGUCUGGAUGUGGUUCUAUUUUUUAUUGGUCUCCCCCUCCCCAGCGCGCCUCCCCGGCCCCCUUCCUGCCCUCCCACCUCCCCCUGCCACCCUGUGUCUCUUGCUCUCUCUUGGGCUUCUGUACAACUCAACUUGUAUACACUGUGUACACACAACCAGCCAAACAAAAACCCAAUGGCAAACACUU
Molecule: messenger RNA, 7209 nt
Organism: Ochotona curzoniae (black-lipped pika)
Lineage: Eukaryota; Metazoa; Chordata; Mammalia; Lagomorpha; Ochotonidae
Gene: PRR12
Product: proline rich 12
Exons: 14
Coding region: 73-6318 (2081 amino acids)
Source: RefSeq, a predicted model, not a curated record